UGCAAAAAGAGCGAGGUAGACAUAAAACCCCUCUGUAUUAUUUUUUUUUUAGCUGUCUCACUUCCUCUCUACUUUCCCAACCUCUCACCUCUUUCUUUGCCUGGCAAUGCGUUUUUCGCCUCGGUGAUCGCGCAAUGAUGCGCCUUUAUUCUGCCUUGAAUCAUCUAACCUCCGCUCCUCUUUAUCUCGCCCGUCGGAAAUUUUCCCAGUUAUCCCUUCGGGCGAAGGAAGCUUCGCCUAUUAAUGAAAACAGCCUCGCGAAAACCCUCCAGGCCCAUCGAUAUGCAAAUCGACGCAAACUCAUACGUUGGGUGGGACGUCCAAUAACCGCCAAAGAGCCUCCACAGAAGACAUCUACAGACCAAUACAAGACGCCGCCCGCUGCGAAGGAAGCUUUAUCUAUUAAUGAAAUCAGUAGCCGGACGACGUCUGAAGUUCCUCAAUCUACAGACCAAUCCAAUGUCCAAAUCCGCUGGGUUUUCUCAGGGGCUUCCAGUGGAACUAUUCGCAAAGCCCAUCGAUUGAAGGCGCUCGACGUCCGUCGAUCUGUACACCGGCGCCAAAUUGUACGCCAGGUGUUCGAUUCAUACGCGAUAGAAGAAGAGGCCCUCUCUACCCCUCUUCCAGGAAAUACUACCAGAAAUGAACUACAUAAUCGGCUAUCGGGGUCAAAUACAUCACAGCCCAACUCUAAUGGGGUGCUCCUUGGCAAUACGGAGGACCUUGCCACUGAUGAGGACCGGUUUAUUGAUGAGCUUAAAGGCCUUGUCGGAGACAAGAAAAUCAAGGAAAGAAGCAAACACGAUAAUGUCAACCGUCCCAAGCUCAAUAAGCCUCUCGAUCAAACCCUUUCCCACAAUGAACGGCCUUUUCCAGAACAGGCUUCUCCAUGGCACUUGCUUUCAUGGAAUGUUAAUAAAUGGUUGGGCGAGUCAGAUGAAACCCCAUGGUUAGUUCAUUUGAACCCGCGCAAGGACUUCUCAAGUGGUGUUUCGCAACUAAAUGCGGAGAUUCUCGCUCUGGAGAGGCACCUGUCCCCAACUCUUGCAGAGCAAAGAACAAUACAACAAGUGACCUCGGAUGUAAACAAGGUUCUAGCGAAAGUUUCUCAUGCUCCACAGCUGAUGGGAUCUUGGCGCACGGGGUUCGCAAUGAGCCACUCUGAUCUCAAUUUUCUGCUCCCUGUCCAGGAUCCAUUACGCUCAGUUAGUAGCAUCCGAAGCCCCAGCCCGGCUCGCCCGCAGAUGCUCCGACUCCACCGCGAAGUGCUAGAAAAGGUCGAAACUGCCCUCCGCAAAAGCCCCAAGUAUAGCCUGGAGCUGGAACGAACUUCAUCUCAGGGCCUAGCAGCCAUCCACGAGCCAACAGGUCUCCGGAUCCAAUUCCAAUGUGGCGAAGGAAUCCCUGCGUCCGUUGAGUACAUUAGGGACUACCACGCAGAGUAUCCGAUUCUUCGGUCUCUCUACAUGACCACGCGCUUGAUCCUAGAGACCAAAAAGUUAUUUGGCAGUGAUUCCGAAUCCAUCAGGAGUGAGACCCUGAUUAUGGUUCUUGCCGCCUUCCUCAAGAUGAACCAUGGCCGCUUCCGGCGCGAAGACAGCUGCGCACAAGCUCUACUCGCCUUUCUCCGGUCUCUCGGUCUUGAGAUCAACCUGGCCUCGACCGGAAUUGCAGUCGACCCCCCAGGUCUUUUCAAUGCGGGUUCCCUUAAAGCAGCAAGCCGAAUAUACAAAAGCGAGAACGAGGAUCUUCCCGCCCAUCUGCGCGGUCAGUAUGCCCUCCUCAAGACGAAAAGGGGCACGGCUGCGAGAAAACCAGCGGCCGCGUCUCAACUCUGCGUCCAGGAUCCAGCCAACUACAUGAACGAUCUCGGGCGUUCCUGUAAACGAACCCCCGAGAUUCAAGCUGGUUUUGCAAAAGCAUAUAAAUCGCUCCAGGAGGCUUUGAGCCUGUGGGAAGAACCAGAGCCGCAGGCCACACGCAAGAGCAUUCUGAAUAAUGUUCUUCAUGCGAACUUCCAUGCCUUUCAUCUCCGACGGCGCUUGCUCGGCAAUCCGAUGUAAUAUAUAUAUAUAUAUAUGUACAAUAACAAUAAAAUAUAGAAUCCGCACUAUACCCU
This is a messenger RNA of Aspergillus ochraceoroseus IBT 24754, 2119 nucleotides long. RefSeq lists its product as uncharacterized. The transcript has a single exon. Gene Ontology annotation, molecular function: mRNA binding; poly(A) RNA polymerase activity. The record is from RefSeq and is a predicted model, not a curated record. Gene Ontology annotation, biological process: RNA 3'-end processing. Gene Ontology annotation, cellular component: TRAMP complex; nucleolus. Lineage: Eukaryota; Fungi; Ascomycota; Eurotiomycetes; Eurotiales; Aspergillaceae. Bases 138 to 2063 code for a protein of 641 amino acids.